GAUGUCUGUCUGCUCCGCGCCCGGCGUCGAUGCUCAGCGCCUGACGUGACUGCUCCACACGGCGGCUGCCCGACAAACCGUCCGUCCGAGGCAAUGGGUGCGUUUGGAGCGAUGCUGAGGAUUUUACAGUACGCGGGACUUUACGUGCAACUUAGCGCGGCUCUGAGCGACGCGCACGCGGAGCUGGACAACCACAUCUCCGGGAACGCUCUCUUCACAGAGGUCCCACACGACAUCACCACCAACAGCGGAGAAGACGUGGAGAUGGCCUGCUCCUUCCGCGGGGCGGGCUCUCCCUCUUACUCUCUUGAAAUCCAGUGGUGGUACAUCAAGGACCCCAGGGAUCGGCAGGAGAAGCCCACACACAUCACUAAUAAUGUCAUUCCCCUGGAGGAGACGUUCAAAGAUGCAACCAAAAUUAGUGUGGUAAAAGUAGCUGGCAGCAACAUCUCCCACAAGCUGCGUCUCUCCAGCGUCAAGGCGUCGGACGAGGGCACGUACGAGUGCCGCGUCAUCGACUACAGCAGCUCCGUGGUGCAGCGCCACCGCGUCCGGGCCUACCUCCAGGUGAGGGCCGACAGGAGCAGUCCGGCAUCGGAUGAGCAGCAGCUGCGGGACGCAGGACGGCGGUCACGCGGGGGUCAGGGACACUCCGGCCGGCAGACAGAGGGCAGGGAACUGAAGAGGAGAUCAGCCGGCGGCGCCGCGGACUGUGAUGAGAGCUGUGUACUUUAGAGAGCGUCGGCCUGCCUGCAUGUCCGCGGCUCGUGUCCAGAG
Messenger RNA from Salarias fasciatus (jewelled blenny), 777 nucleotides. RefSeq names its product V-set and transmembrane domain containing 2 like b (gene vstm2lb). The transcript is spliced from 4 exons. The record is from RefSeq and is a predicted model, not a curated record. Gene Ontology annotation, cellular component: membrane. The coding region runs from base 94 to 735 and encodes 213 amino acids. Lineage: Eukaryota; Metazoa; Chordata; Actinopteri; Blenniiformes; Blenniidae.